Drosophila novamexicana is the source of this 729-nucleotide messenger RNA. RefSeq lists its product as uncharacterized. The transcript has 4 exons. The record is from RefSeq and is a predicted model, not a curated record. NCBI's taxonomy places the organism in Eukaryota, Metazoa, Arthropoda, Insecta, Diptera, Drosophilidae. Bases 1 to 675 code for a protein of 224 amino acids.
AUGCAUGACAAAUCGCUGCGGGUGAAUGAUGCUGGCAACUCUGGCAGCGCCGCCAGCAGUCGGCAGACACCGACAAUCAGACGGACGCGGGAACAGCUAAGGCAAGUGCUAGGGCAACAGCUGACCGGCGCUGUGGCACCGUUGACAGCGACGCCAUUGGCCGUCCUAAGCCGCCGCCAGCCGGCCAUUGUUGCGCCCAGAUCGGGCGCAGAGGCUGCACAGCGCUUUGCCGUCUCUGCUGACGAGGAAGAGUCCAGCGAGGAGGACAGCGAUGAGACAGAAAACGAAUCGGACACCGACACAGACACCGAAACGAACACGGAUACGGAAACGGACACUGACGAGGCACAGGAGCCACAGCAGGAAUACAAUCCGUAUCGUGACAAUUUUAACGACCGCAACGAGGACGGCAGCUACGUAUUUGGCUACGCGCUGCCAAACGGCGUACGCCGCUGGGAGCGUGGCUUCUAUUCGGAGCAACAGCAGCAUGGUCUGGUGGUCGAAGGCUUCUAUGUCCAGCCUCGUAAUUACGGUCAUACUGUUCAAUAUGAGCUGCGCUGCUAUCGCGCCGAUGCACAUGGCUAUCAUCCGCUGGCAGUGGAGUAUUUGAGACAGUCGCCUCGUGUGCGUCGUGAUGAGUUGCCUAAUGUACGCUGCUUGAAAUUUAAUCGAUAACACCAAUAACGAUAACACAAGAUGUCAAUCUAUGUCUGCCGAGCUUCCAAACUC